This is a messenger RNA of Staurois parvus, 317 nucleotides long. The record is from the annotation of a GenBank genome assembly. Lineage: Eukaryota; Metazoa; Chordata; Amphibia; Anura; Ranidae.
AUGGUCAGCGACUGCAGGCAUACUACAGGAGAUGGUCAGAGACUGCAGACAUGGUACAGGAGAUGGUCAGAGACUGCAGACAUACUACAGGAGAUGUUCAGAGACUGCAGACAUACUACAAUAGAUGGUCGGAGACUGAAGACAUAAUACAGGAGAUGAUCAGAGACUGCAGACUUGAUACAGGAGAUGGACAGAGACUGCAGGCAUACUGCAGCAGAUGGUCAUAGACUGCAGACAUACUACAGGGGAUGGUCAGAGACUGAAGACAUAAUACAGUAAUACAGGAGAUGAUCAGAGACUACAGGAAAACUACAGGG